UAAGGCUGCCUCUCAUUAGCAUGAAUCGGGGGAAGGGCAUAAAAAGACUCCAGUUCAUUUUGUGUCUGGAAAAACUUUACUUCAAAAUGACAACCAAAGUGUUCUGGCUCCUCUGCUUUGUCAUUAGAUCAUCUUCCAGCUCAGUGGCCGGAUCCCUGCCUUCUGCUGAGAAGCCCAGCCAGGCUCUCGGCAAAGAUGCUUAUAGUUCAGCAGACGCUGCACCUGGCCAAGUCAAACUGCCAGCCUGGGGAACCAGCAGUGCCAGAGAGAACCACACGGAACGCUGGCUUCUGUCUCCCGCCGAUCUGCAGCAGUCAAACCCUCCUGAAAUCAUCUCCCUCUCAUCAGACAAAACGAAACGCACCAAGCCUUCUCUAGAAAACAGCACAGGGCUGAGGAAACACCUCUUGCAGUAUGGAGGGGCCCUGCCUCUGGAGAGCGUGACUGAGGGGCCUUCUCCUGCCUCCUUUGACUUCAGCCACGCAAACAGAAAGCACACGGAUAGACGCCUGGCUGAGGCUGCCAACAGCGUGUCAGCUCACUUCCAUCAUGCAGCAUCUUCCUAUCAAAAGAUGACAUCCUUAGUGGAGGCUUAUCCUUUUCUAGACUCUGGAGCAGUGGAGUCAGAUGAUUCUAACACACUGGAUCACUUCAACCGACCAGGCAAGAUAAUCCUCUAUAAACAUACUGAUCCCUUGAAAAAGAUCACCAAACCCUCCUGGGUCACCAACCGCCAGUCAUCCAGCUUGCCGUACCACUUCAGCACACUAGAGAAAGAUGGUGAUAAGGAGAAGGCAUGUCUGACCGAGUGCAGGAAAGAGAGAGACGAAGUGGAGGCCUACUGCACGAGUGAAUUCGCAGUGAACGGAAUUGUUUAUAACAUGGAGAGACUGGGGAAUGGAGUCCACUUGAUUACGCUUUUGGUAAACAGCGAUGGAUUAUACAAGAUGAGUCGCCUGUAUAUCACUCCUGAUGCCUUCUUCUUUCGAGUUCACAUUCUAGUUGUGGAUACUUUAAACUGCAGUAAACCGUGUCCAGACUUUAAACUUGGCAGCAGAUACAUUGUGAUGGGUUGGAUCUACCACAAGAGACGACAGAUCCCUGCAAACCUGCUGCAGUUCCUGCGAGGGCGCCUGAGGCCAGGGGAUGGCUUGCUUAGGAGCAGCAGCAGCUAUGUGAAGAGAUUCAACAGGAAGAGGAACCACAAAGUGCAAGCGGCUCACACUAAGUGUCGAUAAGACUCCAGUAACCUCUGGCUAGGACAUGGGCAGCAGCAGAAUUCACCUACCAGAAUAAACCUGGGUUAGCAACAGCAGGAGGUAGUUCUCCUUGCCUCUGAAACUGGUUACAACAGGACACUUGCUUUUGCGCUUUAGCAAAUGCGAACAGAGUGUUUCGACUAGGCACCUAUGUAUUACGAAGUUUAGCACAAAGUCAAGGGAACAUUAACUGGUCGUGAAUUUGCUCCAGCUGCUUUCAGAGCCACAGGUUAUUAUUGCCCCCUCUGCUGUAAUGUACCCCUAAUAAUCUGUAGUAAUUGUAAAGUAAAAUUCUGGAGGUGUUGUUCCAGGCACACAAGAAGAAACUGCACUUUCAAACCCUUAACCCUGAAGAAACGUUAGAUGAUACCAUAGCUUUAGCUGUAGAGGAUGUCCUUUGUUUUCACACAAUUCUGCCUGAAGUAUAUACAUGCAAUUUGAUUCAAAAGAACCCAACAAAACUAAGUAUCAUUUGUAUUGUUUUUGAUGUCCUCAAACAUGUCCAUAACACUUGAAGAAAAUUACAUCAUUCUUCAAACAGCUGGAUUUUCACACGAAGCAUACAAAAUAGCUGUGUAAUUAUUUGAGUGUAUGAAUACACUAACUGAAAGCCAAGCACGUAAUGCACCACACAAAUGCCCAAUUAGGCUUACAAAUAAUGGCCCAAGUUCAUGCCAAGGAAUGCAAAAUAAGCACGCAAUUGCACGCACGUUCCAUAUGCCUGGUUACACCAUCAGUUCCUCAAAAGCUCUAGAACUGUGUACUGAAUGUCGCUUUCCCGUGAGAAAUAUUACCAAGUUUGUACUUGCACAUCAGUAAAGUUACUUUUUGA
This is a messenger RNA of Grus americana (Whooping crane), 2091 nucleotides long. RefSeq names its product chromosome 18 C17orf58 homolog (gene C18H17orf58). Lineage: Eukaryota; Metazoa; Chordata; Aves; Gruiformes; Gruidae. Gene Ontology annotation, molecular function: protein binding. The record is from RefSeq and is a predicted model, not a curated record. The transcript is spliced from 5 exons. Bases 21 to 1238 code for a protein of 405 amino acids.